Molecule: messenger RNA, 1171 nt
Organism: Pimephales promelas (fathead minnow)
Lineage: Eukaryota; Metazoa; Chordata; Actinopteri; Cypriniformes; Leuciscidae
Gene: spmip4
Product: sperm microtubule inner protein 4
Cellular component (GO): centrosome
Source: RefSeq, a predicted model, not a curated record
AAUGGUUGACAGAUGGGCUAUAGAUCGAGAGUUUUGUGUUUAAGGAAACUCACAGAUUUUUCUCUCUCACACAGUCCAGUCCUCCAGUCUGCUCUCCAUCUCCAGCAGUGACAGUCCUGAGUGGGCCAUAUGUGAAUACGUUCAUUAAUGCAGCUAUGGCUCCUGUCAGGGUAGAAAUGUGUCCAGAUGGAGGGACCCCACUGUGCAGGCCUGGCCAGCACUCGAGAGCUGAUGUGUGGGGUGGGGAUCCGCUCUAACUGGACUCUUUCUCUGCGUGCGGGUUCCCGAGUUUUGGCACGCCACCGUCCCUCGGCUCAGGUUACAGAUUCAACACUAUGAACAGUGUGGGAAUCCAAGCUUUCGGUAGCAGAUGCGAUUUUCACGGCGGCGUCCACCUGUCCAACAUUUGCUGCCUUUGAUCCACCUGCAUCAGGCUGAACACUUGCCCACCUUUAAACCUGUGUGCCAGAGCAUUGGACUGGGAACCAUGAAAGAGGAAACCUGCCCUUCUCCACUCAGACUCCCACCCAUCUUGAGGCAACCGUUAAGCAUCACUGGACUCUAUAUUCCAAGGGACAACAGGGUCUACCCAAAAAGGCAUCAUGAAGAGCCAAGCCAACAUCAGGCCUAUAGAAAGAUGGCUUUCAGUUAUCGGAAUGAACAUGUCCCUGCAAUCAUUAAAGGACAUCAACACUUCGGCUUCGGAGGAUCUGUGUUGCCUGAGUCUGUCAUCAUUGAGCAAUAUUAUGACCUCACCCUCACCAAGAAGAGUAAUGUCCGACUGAAUGACCAGCUGGUUCCCAAACCGACGGACAUUGACAUGAGUAAGAAGAUGAUUAAAGUUGAUAUUCCGAGGGAACAUCCUUACAGCUCCCACAUCCCCCGGUAUCCCGCUAUAUUUCCAUCAUACCGAUCCUUACCAGUCCAGCCCUCCAGUGCUUCUGCUCCUGUAGUUGUGUGGCGGCAUCAUCAAAGGAGCAAAUAAACAUUAAAAAAAAAUAAAAAUAUGUAUUGAAACAGUUUGUGGACAAAAUGCAUUUUGUGAUCCAGACAACCCCUUUCACAACCAAAAAACCUACAUCUCAUUCAAAGAUUGAGUCCCUCGCAAAUAUCUGUGCACCCCUGCCCCAAAAUUUAAACCUCAGAAUCAUUUAUAAACUAAGUCAUUUAU